This is a messenger RNA of Gracilinanus agilis (Agile Gracile Mouse Opossum), 1112 nucleotides long. RefSeq names its product centromere protein X (gene CENPX). The transcript has 5 exons. Bases 8 to 247 code for a protein of 79 amino acids. Gene Ontology annotation, cellular component: FANCM-MHF complex; Fanconi anaemia nuclear complex. The record is from RefSeq and is a predicted model, not a curated record. Gene Ontology annotation, biological process: replication fork processing; DNA repair; kinetochore assembly. NCBI's taxonomy places the organism in Eukaryota, Metazoa, Chordata, Mammalia, Didelphimorphia, Didelphidae. Gene Ontology annotation, molecular function: protein heterodimerization activity.
GGCUGAGAUGGAAGAAGACUGUCCUAACUUUAGGAAGGAGUUGGUAAGCAAGUUGCUGUACUUCCACUUUAAGGAUGACAAAUGCAAAGUCAGUCCAGAUGCUCUACAGCUCAUGGUGGAGAUGCUGAAGAUCUUUGUCCAAGAAGCUGCAGUUCGAGCAAUAAGACAGGCCCAGGCCGAAGACCAAGACAGAGUUGACAUUGAACAAUUUGAGAAGGUGUUGCCCCAACUGCUUCUAGAUUUUUAGAAGCGGCAGCACUGGAAGAGAUGAAGGUUGCUGUGUCAAGCUGAGCCACCUGGGUCUUUUCAAGUCAUCUACCUGCCUCUAAACUGUUUCAGUACAGGAACCAACCUCAUCUUAACAUUUCUGGGAGUGUCUUAUUUCAGCAAGGAAUUCAAAAAGGCCAGAUUGUGUUUACUUCCUGACACAACUGAACCAAACCAAACAGAAGAUCCCUAGCCACUGUCUGCCGAGAGUGUUCUACCACAGCCACUUAGCAUAAGGAUGAGGAUCCCUUUCUUUCUCCUCUGCCAGGGCUGGAAAAUAAGGAAGCCUGUGUGGUGUCUUCCUGGAAAAGCACAAGGUGGGAGGUGAGGGAGGAGGAAAAGGAUAGGUACUGGGAUCAAGGGAAGAGCUAAGAAGGGGCAAGCCAGGUCACACUGGAAUAAAGUAAGGUGCUCUAGUUCCAGCAUUUCCUGCCCCAGGGGCUACCUCAGUUAUAGAUCAAGGUACUGGUGCUGCCAUUCAUUCUUAGCUCCCUGGAAAACAAAGGCUAUAUAUGUACAUGGGGCUGAGGAGUUACCACACCCCUGCCUCAUCUUCUGCGCCACCAGCUUUAGCCUCAACAGAGAUUCCCUCCCUUCCCCUCAGCUCUGGCCCCAAGAGGAGCUCCCCAAGCACUCCAUCCAGCACCAAGCUCAGAGCCAGGUACCUGAUCUUUAGUUUAUACACAAACAGAGCCUGGUGCUUUCCUCCCAACAUUUUUGCUGCUGUCUGACAUCAAAGCUAGUUUGUAACCUUUUAACCAUUUGAUAUUCCCCUCAGAAGCUGCUUCCCUGAGCUAUAAAUUUGCUCUUACAAAGCAAAAUCAAUAAAUCAAAACUGUCUCCUU